Messenger RNA from Melitaea cinxia (Glanville fritillary), 564 nucleotides. RefSeq names its product phosphatidylinositol 4-phosphate 5-kinase 2-like. NCBI's taxonomy places the organism in Eukaryota, Metazoa, Arthropoda, Insecta, Lepidoptera, Nymphalidae. The coding region runs from base 1 to 564 and encodes 187 amino acids. The record is from RefSeq and is a predicted model, not a curated record. The transcript is spliced from 2 exons.
AUGGCUAACCCAGGAGAUACAGAACUGGUAACUGAUACCCCGAAGCCAGUUAAGGAAAUUCCUGUGGUACAAGACCAUGGCAGCUUUAAACACGACACCGGCGAUAUUUAUGAAGGCUUCUUUGAGGCUAAGAAAAAGGAUAAAAGCGUAAAAAUGCACGGCCCCGGCACUUACACCACAGCAGAAGGCGACACUUAUUUCGGGGAAUGGGAUGCAGACCGUUUAGGAGUCAAUGAAGAUGUUUGCAUUAAAUUUACUGAUGGUUCAAAAUAUGUGGGAAAAAUUAAAGACUGGUCGUACAGCGGUCGAGGAAAAUACUUUUAUCCAGAUGAUAGUGUCUUAGAAUGUGAUUUUAGCGAAAACACACCUGUUGGAAAUUUGACUCUAACCGAUCCAAAUAAUCAUAAAUGGUUAGGCAGAGCAGAACAAGGUUACGGCUGGUUUGAACCUGUGAAUCAUUUCUAUGAAUAUUUGGAGAAAACAAAAGAAAGUAAAGUAAAGAAGCGCAGAACUACGGACGUGGGCGUACGUUCUACUUUGUCGAAUAUUAAAUCUGUCGAUUAG